Messenger RNA from Botrytis fragariae, 660 nucleotides. Its product is annotated as putative glutathione-s-transferase gst protein. The record is from RefSeq and is a predicted model, not a curated record. The transcript has 3 exons. NCBI's taxonomy places the organism in Eukaryota, Fungi, Ascomycota, Leotiomycetes, Helotiales, Sclerotiniaceae. Bases 1 to 660 code for a protein of 219 amino acids.
AUGGCCACUCAAUCCAUUCAACUCUACUCCCACGUCAAGGGACCCAAUCCGUGGAAAGUCGCCACGAUUCUCGAAGAGCUUGGUCUCCCCUAUGAAACGGAAUUUGUGAAUCCAGCCGAGCUUCACACUCCUGUCUAUGAAAAGAUCAAUCCCAAUGGAAGGGUACCGGCUAUCCAUGACCCUAACACCGAUAUCACUCUAUGGGAGUCGGGAGCUAUCAUCAACUACCUAAUGGCGACAUAUGACAAAGAUAACAAACUUCAACCAACCGGCAUCAAGGAGAAAUUCGAGGCACAGCAAUGGCUUUUCUUCCAAGUAUCCGGACAAGGUCCUUACUUCGGGCAGUACACCUUGUUCUCGUUUUUCCACCCCGAAAAGAUUUCCUCUGCCGUCGACCGUUACGCCAAUGAGAUCAAACGCGUCACAAAAGUCCUCGAUACCGCCUUGGAGGGCAAAGAAUAUCUCGUCGAAAGCAAGCUUACCUAUGCUGAUCUUUCAUUCGUAUCCUGGUAUCAAGUUAUAACUCAAUUCCCAGGAUUAAGACUGGAGGAUUUCAAAGAAACAUGUCCCAACUUUGUCAAUUGGAUGGGGAAGAUGUUUGACAGGCCAGCGAUCAAGAAAGUCUUCGAGUUCAAGGCUUCUUUGGCCGCUCCAAAGUGA